UUUCAGCAUUCGCAUGAACAUCACAUGGAGAACAUGUCCGAGCAGAGCGCACAGGGUCCGGAGCCCGUCCCGGAGCCCGGUCCGGAGCCCGGUCCGGAGCCCACCCGGCCCGCCGCGGCCCUCCACCAGAAUCGCGUGUUUCUGGACCUGUUUUGGGACCUGGCCAAACCCGAGCAGGAGGUCCGGCUGCGGGCUGUGGACAGUCUAGUCCAGUACCUCCAGACCAACAAUAAGGAGGAAGAGCUGGAAUACACUCUGAAGCGCCUGGUAGAUGGACUGUCCCACAGCAGAGAGAGCGCCCGGCCCGCCUUCAGCCUGGCCCUGGGGCAGGUGCUGAGUGCUUUUAAAGACAUCUCGCUGCUGCAGACUCUGGACAGGAUCCGGGUUAAGUACAACCUCCUCACUGUCAAGAAGAAGCUCCAGAGAAGUGCCAUGUUUGGGAGCCUUUUUGGGGUCUUGGCUCUGCACCAGUCAGGCCGCCUCACACAGGACCCUCAGGUGGUGGUGGCCUGUGUGCAGCUGCUCCAGAGUCUGACCCCUCACAGACAGCACCUCAAGGACCUACCCACCAAAACCAUGAUGGACAUCCUCAACCAGGUGGAGGAGGAGGUCUUUGAGCAGGUCCUGUUCUCAGCGCUGCAGUCAGAUCUCUCCACCCCCUUCAAGACUCCAGAGCAGCUGCACCUUCUACUGGUGGCUCUGCAGCGCUUCCCUCACACGCUCAAACCCAAGAAACUCAAGAAGCUGCUGGGCUUCUCCACCAUCAUCCACCAGGACAAUGUGCCCAGGCUGACAGAGCUGUUGAAGACGGUGGCUAACUCUGUGAAGAAGGAGCAUGUUCUACCUCCAGUCAUGUUGGACCUGCUCAAACUGUCCCUCAGAGAAGACAGCUUCCAACUCUUCUGGACCAAAGUCAUCAGUGAGGGCCUGCUGAAGGAGCCUCCAGGGCCUUGCCAUUACCUGAGCUUCCGUUUGUUGGGAGCCGCUCUGCCUCUUUUUUCAGACGCCCAGCUCCAGGACGUUCUGAAGGGGGACCUGAUGAGGCAGUACGGCCUGCAUUUGCUCUCCUCACAGAAGCCUGGACGGUUCCAGUUGGCUCCAGAGAUGGACAUGUACGUGUCCACCUUCCUACAGGGCUGUGAGGACGCGGACAGGCAGCUGCUGGUGUUGAGGGGCUUUUCCUCUCUGUGUAACCAGGGCUGCCCCUUGGUGCCCCCCUCCUGGAAAGUGGUGCAGCAUCUCCAUCCCUCUGCGCUCCAGGCCUACACUGCCUGGCUCUUUGACAUGUUCCUCAGGCCUCAGCACCACCUGCUGCUGGAUGUGAACACCAAGAAGCCCCGAGAUGAGAAGGAAGACAGGCCGCCCUGGGUUCACCGCUUAAGGAAGUGGAUUGGCGCGCGGCUCGUGGCGCUGGUGGACAACCAGCAGCUGAAGAAAGAGGAGGUCAUGGUGCUACAGGUGUCCAGGUUCCUGCUGUUCCACGCCUUCUUCUCGACCACAGCGGUGUGUGCAGAGGUGCCAGAGAGCGCAGAGCAGCUGUCUGUGCCCCUUCAGGAGGAAACCAGGGCCACAAUGGCAAACUCAUUCUUCAGCCUGCUGCUGUCCCUGCACCACCUGCCCCAGGAGCAGGGCACAGAGGAGGAGAGUGCCCCCCACAGGAGGCCACAGGGCGUGCGGGCGGAUGGCAGCAUGUGGAUCUGUCACAUUUUUGAGUUUGCUCAGAUGCUCCUGCAGCAGCAGCAGCAUGUGGAGCCAGGCCCUGCAUUCGGCCCCGCGCAGAGGGACGCCUGGGACAGCCUGCUGCAGUCUGUGUCCAGCCUCAGGAAGAAGAUGAAGAAAGUUCCGAGCCCAGAGAACAAGGCCUUCCUGCAGCUCUUCCUCCUGGUCGGCCUCCACCUCUUCAAGGCCCCUGAGGAGAUGUUGGACAUCAUCCGUGACCUGCAGAGCUGUGUGGAGCGCGCCAACAAGAAGAAGCGCCGCAGCAAACCAGGCGAGGAGGAGGAGCCCGCCUGGAUCGAGGUCCUGGUGGAGCUGCUGCUGUCUCUGCUGUCUCAACCCAGCAGACACAUGAGGCAGGUCUGCAAGAUGGUCUUCAGUUCUGUGUGUCCUCACAUCACCGAGCCCGCCCUCAGCGCCAUCCUCAAGGUACUGGAACCAGAGCUGGACGAGGCGGACAGCGCACUCCUCAUCACUGACGACAACCCAGGCCUCAGCAGAGAGGAAGAGGAAGAAGAGGAGGAAGAGGACAAAGAGGAGCAGGGCGAGGAGGGCGAGGAGGGCUCACAGGUACAAGAGGAGGAGGAGGGCACAUGGGAGGAGGGCUCUGGCUCGGACUUGGACGAUGAAGAGAAUGUUGACGCUGAUGAUGAUGAAGAUGAGGAUGAAGAGGAGCUCCAGGAGGACGUGGACCCGGAGUUUCGCCUGCGCCUCAUGAAGGUCCUGGAGCAGCAGAAUGCUCUGGCCAAAGAGGAGGACAGCAGUGGGGACGAGGACCUGGGCGAUGAGGAGAUGAUGAAGCUGGAUCAGAGCCUGGCUGCAGUCUUCUCUGAGCAGAAGAAGAAGACCCAGGCCAAGAAGGACGAGAAGUCCAAACUCAAGAAGGAGAAGCUCCUCAUUCGGGACUUUAAAAUCAAGGUUCUGGACUUGGUGGAAGUAUAUGUGUCCCGUCAGUGUGGCAGUCCCCUGGUGCUGUCCCUGGUGCAGCCUCUGCUCACUCUGAUUGAGAGGUGCAUGGGCUCAGACAGAGAGCUGCACGAGCAGGACCUCCUCCGCAGGACGGCCCACAUCCUCAGAAACAAGUUGUUCCGUGCUAAAGUGUACUGCCGCUGUGUGGAGGACAGGACUCAGGAGCUGCAUGAUCUGCUGGAGACACUGCUCCACAAGACCCUCAAGCUGCACGACUCCUCUGUGGCCCUUUACUACUUCAGUGCCUGUUUGUACCUGGUCAAAGUGCUGCGAGGAGCUCCUCCGUCCAAAGACUCAGAGGAGGACACUGCAGACAGCGUGCGCUGGAUGGGCAGUGUGGACCAGCAGCGAGUGUCGUCCCUGUUCAGAGCUGCCCUCAGUUCCUUCUUCAGCCGCAGGAAGACCCCGCUCACCACGCAGAUGUUCUCUGACCUCUUCACACGCUUCCCGGUGCUGUGUGUGGACCUCCUGGACACAGCUGUUGAAAACAUCACUGCAGGCGUCAGGGAACAUCAGCGGGGCCAGGCGUGUGUGCUAGUGCAGCAGGCGCUGCAGAACCGGGACGUGCAGAUGCUGCUCACUGGUGACCCCUGGACCCAGCUCUGCACCAGAGUCACAGACCAGCUGGUGCUGAGUGUGCAGCAGAUGUGUGGCUCCGAGCAGAAGGCCUUGAAAGACAAACUGCAACAAGUCCUGGAGCUGUGUCAGUGUGUUCUGGGACAUGCCCACAGACAGAAGCUGCCUCUGUCCCUGGAGCCACUGCAGACUUCUCUGCAGGAGCUGAGCAGCACCGUGAACUUGAACCGGACGGGCCGCCUGGAGGACACGUAUUGGGCUGUGAUGAGGAGGUUUGGAGUCCUGAAACCUAAAGCUGAAAAGGUUAAGCCAAACCCGGCAGACGAGCCAAAGACUGCUCCCAAAAGGAAGAAGAAAGGCUUCUUACCGGAGACUAAAAAACGUAAGAAACGCAAAGUCCUGGAAACCACAGACUCCACAGGCAACAUCCAAGAGGCCCACAAGCAGAGCAACAAGGAUUCUAAGAAGGAGUCUAAGAAGGACUCUAGGAAGGACUUUAAGAAGAAGGCGAAGAAGCGACCAGCAGGGACAGUAUCUGUCCAGGACAGUCCACCCAAAAAGAGCAAACCCCUCCAGAAGAAGAAGAAGAAAGAAAAAGGGAAAGGACAGAAGAGCCAGACCCAUGGUUGAAGCGCAGUGAGGGGCAGCACAGCUCAGCUCAGGUUGGCCUCUCUGCUGUGGCCUUCGGUUUUGUUCCUAGGUAGUACAUCAAAUGGUGGAUAAUAUUAUAUAAAGCUGUAUAAAAUAGCUGAAAAAAGCCCAAAUGGACCUGUUGUAUCGUUCAGAUAAGUCAGGUUUUAGCACAUUUAGGAAUUGGCUGAAUAUCUUCUCUUAUCCUGAAUAUCCUGACUCUUCAAAAACUCAGUAGUCAGUUUUGUCCACAAGGCCCAUCCCAAGAGUGGAGGAAGAGGACGGACGGCAUGAACCAGCAGGGGCCAUGUGUACUGUAAACUGUGUGGGAUUUUUGUUUGUAUUAAAAAUAUGGUAAAAAUAUUUUGUUUGUUGGAACGUUUAAGGCGAGACACAGCAAAUGAAUAAGAAAGAAAUCUUAUAUUUAGAGAGUCCAAUAUGAAACUUAUUGUGUAGUUUUACAUCAUUGUAAGUAAAAAGGUGUGUGUAUAGGUUUUUCAUCAUGUGAUGUAAUUGCCAAAAUGUGACAUAUUUGAGACUGAAAAAUGGACAAACCCAGGUUUAAAUUUCUUGCUUCAUUUGGAGUUAAACUUCAAUAAAUCAGGCUUGGAAUUAGAUAUCAAUAAAUCCUUAGUACAAUCUGUCAAAAUCUUAAGAUGAGAGAAAAAUGUAUUUUGAGUCAAGGACCUUUGAAUUUAUAAUGUCCCACAUAAAUCUAUGUCUGCAAAUUGAUUAAAUAAAAAAGGCAUUUUGCUGCA
Messenger RNA from Boleophthalmus pectinirostris (great blue-spotted mudskipper), 4649 nucleotides. RefSeq names its product MYB binding protein (P160) 1a (gene mybbp1a). Bases 25 to 3891 code for a protein of 1288 amino acids. Gene Ontology annotation, molecular function: sequence-specific DNA binding; RNA binding; transcription corepressor activity. Gene Ontology annotation, biological process: regulation of DNA-templated transcription. Lineage: Eukaryota; Metazoa; Chordata; Actinopteri; Gobiiformes; Gobiidae. The transcript has 27 exons. The record is from RefSeq and is a predicted model, not a curated record. Gene Ontology annotation, cellular component: nucleolus.